Messenger RNA from Durio zibethinus, 965 nucleotides. The record is from RefSeq and is a predicted model, not a curated record. Lineage: Eukaryota; Viridiplantae; Streptophyta; Magnoliopsida; Malvales; Malvaceae.
UGAUAAAACCAAAGCCGAAGAGCCUUAAAGGCCCCUUCACUGUCUCGUACAAAUCGUCUUCUCAGCAACUUUCUUUCACUUUUAACAAACCAUACAUCAGCUUACAGACAUCAAGCCGACUUCUUUUGUGCUUUCAUUUUUCCCAUUUCCAUGUCAACUUCCUCAAGAUAAACUAUUGUUCGUUUAUAGUCGGUCGUUUUAUAGCUUAUUCAAUUUUCUUUGGACAUCCAGCCCUGCUCCAAGAUGUCUGCCGGAAUCUUUGCAGCUCCACUCGCUGGUUCUGGCUAUGUUGGCUUGAAAACCAAUGUUCCAAAGCUGCUCCCAUCUAACGAUUCCUUUGCAUGGAGCCGGAAAACUGUUUCCAAUGGUUUAAGAAUUCACUGCAUGAAGUUACUGUGAUGAGAACAUGGAAUCCAAUCAAUAACAAGAAGUUUGAGACGCUUUCUUACCUUCCACCUCUCUCAGAUGACUCGAUUGCAAAGGAAAUUGACUACAUGCUGAAAAAGGGGUGGAUUCCUUGUCUUGAAUUUGAUGAGGUGGGGACUGUCCACAGGGAAAAUAGCAGAAUUCCAGGGUACUAUGACGGGAGGUAUUGGACACUCUGGAAGCUGCCAAUGUUUGGAUGCAGCGACUCCUCUCAAGUCCUGAAUGAAAUUCAGGAAUGCAAGAAGGCAUACCCAAAUGCGUAUAUCCGCUGCCUGGCAUUUGACAAUAAGCAUCAGGUUCAGUGCAUGGCUUUUGUCAUUCAAAAACCGACAACCACCAGCAGCAACACCUAAAGCAUAAAUGGGGUUUUCCCAUCAUCUCCUCUCCUUUCUUUUACAGCUUUUCGUCGACUUCCCUUUUAUUAAUAUAUAAUUAAUAUAUGAUCCCUCUUUUUCUGCCAAUAAGAUGAAUGUUAAAAAGUGGGGUUGUUUUGUUGAGGUACUAUUUCUGAUAUGCUUUUAUAUUAUUAUUGUUAUGUA